Molecule: messenger RNA, 1620 nt
Organism: Fusarium keratoplasticum
Lineage: Eukaryota; Fungi; Ascomycota; Sordariomycetes; Hypocreales; Nectriaceae
Exons: 3
Coding region: 1-1620 (539 amino acids)
Biological process (GO): calcium ion transmembrane transport; Golgi calcium ion transport; manganese ion transmembrane transport
Cellular component (GO): Golgi apparatus; fungal-type vacuole membrane
Molecular function (GO): calcium ion transmembrane transporter activity; manganese ion transmembrane transporter activity
Source: RefSeq, a predicted model, not a curated record
AUGAAGAUCCGCACCAAGCACUCGCCCUUGCUCUUCCUCCUCCUCCCAUCCAUUGCCUACGCGCUGUCAUCCCAUGACAUUGCCGACCUACCAGCUCCGGCCGCGGUCCCAGAGGCAACAAAUGAGAUACCACAGGCUGGCCUCAACCGACACGAUGUCCCGACCAAGGACGCCCCCGUCGAUGGUAAGGAUGGAAAGCCUCACCAUGGGCCUUUCAUCGAGACGACGGAUGACCACAAGCGGACAAACGCGGCCGCCGCUGGAUCUGCUGAGGGCGACCCGGAUACCCUCCCUCAGCUCAAGGGCCGACCCGUUGACCCAACUAUCGUGGAUGGUAAGAAGAUCCCCGAGACCAACGACGGCGUCAUGUUCGACACGAAUCGAGUCCAUGCUCAAGAGGGUACCACCGGGACCGAAGGCGGCGUGACCGAAAAAUACAAGGCAAAGAAGCUUGAGGAGGACCUCAACGGAGCGAGUUUCAAGAAGCCCGAGGCUCCUAAGGAGGCGCCUCCUCUGCCACACAGCGAGGAAGAAAAGAUCCGCGCGUCUGGAGGUGUGGUGAAGGAACCCGGCAAGGAUGCUGAGGAGGUCGGGUCAGAGUAUGAGAAAGAGAAGGAAGGAGAGGCUGUUAAGCCUCUUGUCAAGGGCAACAAGGGUAACGAUGAUAUGGAUUUUACUGGACUGGAUAAGCCAGAUGAUCUCCCCGAACGACCUGUUGGACAGAACGCACCUUUCCAUGAUUCCGCUAAGAAGGAACCUACCGAGCCGAGCAGAGGAUCAACUCACGGCCAACAAGAUGACGAUCACCUCAGCCAGCCCUUCCACUCCUUCGUUCUAUCCUUUACCAUGAUUUUGGUCUCCGAGGUUGGAGACAAGACUUUCCUAGUUGCUGCCCUGAUGGCUAUGAAGCACGACCGGAUGGUGGUCUUUACUGCCGCCUUUGGUGCCCUGCUUGUCAUGACAGUGCUCUCAGCUGUCCUGGGCCAUGCUGUUCCCGCCUUGAUCCCUAAGCGCCUGACCGGUUUCCUCGCUGCCAUUCUCUUCUUUGUCUUUGGAGCCAAGCUGAUGCGGGAGGGUCUCCAGAUGGACCCCAACGAGGGUGUCUCUGCUGAGAUGCACGAGGUUGAGCAAGAGCUUGCCGAAAAGGAAAAGGAGAUGGGCCGCAAGCGAGGCGAUUCCGUGUCGGCUUACACCCUCGAGAUGGGUCUCAAUGGCAACGGCCGAAGGUCUCGACCCAGCAACCGCUUGAUGUCUCCUCCCCGAUCGCCUUCUCAGUCCCCUGUUCGGGAAUCCCGUGGUGGUUCGUCUGGCAUCUUCCAAGGAGUAACCAACCUCUGCUCUCUUCUGCUUAGCCCGGCUUGGGUUCAGACCUUUAUCAUGACCUUCCUGGGCGAGUGGGGUGACCGAAGUCAGAUUGCUACCAUCGCCAUGGCUGCCGGACAAGAUUACUGGUGGGUUACUCUUGGUGCUAGCUGUGGCCAUGCCAUCUGCACUGGUGUUGCAGUCAUUGGCGGUCGGGCCAUCGCCGGUCGAGUCAGCCUCAAAGUUGUCACUGUCGGCGGUGCCGGUGCCUUCCUCAUCUUUGGUGUUCUUUACCUCUUCGAGUCUCUCUACGGCUAA